CUGUUCAGAUGCCCUAUGACCUACACAAAGAGUCUUGGGUAUUUAAGCACCAGUCAAUGCAGUGAGCUUUGCUGUUUUCUUGAUACCAGUCCAGGCCACAUGUGGCAGGCAUGUGAGGCUGUCCUUGGCCACUUCUGGCAACUGAUUUGGAGCCAUAUCUGGUUGGCCACACUGGGACAUGCCUGGCACAUAUAUAGCUCAUUUAUUCUAAUAGUUGUGCUGUUCCCAGCCAGAGGUUUCGUGAAACUGGCCAGGCAAUAUCUCCAGCCUCAGGAGCCUAGUGGCUUGCUACGGUGCCAGAAGGAGGUUGAGGAGGUUAGCCCCUUGCUCCAGCGCCAACCGGAGCCAAAGAUGGCUAGUCCCUUGCUCCAUUACAUACACGAGCCUGAGGAGGUUAGCCCUGUGCUACGAUACCUACAGCAUCCCGAAGAGUUUGCUGCCUUGCACCACCAACUUCCGCAGCUUGAGGAAAAGGUUGAUCCCUCAGUCCACCAGUCGAAAGAAGUUAGCCCUGUACUCCAGUAUCUACAACAGCUGGAGGAGAUUGGUACUAACCUGCUCCAACGGGACAGCAGCCUCAUGUCUUCCUGCCCAAGAAAUGCCAGCAAAGUGGAGGAUGUGACUCAGGUGCCCAUGGACACGACGGCCUUCCCAAUUCCUGCCGCCGCAUACCAUGAAACCAGAAUGGCCGGUGGUCCAACAGAAGUGCCUGGAUAUGGAAACAAGGAACAGGCCACCUACAACUUGACUGGGGAACAGUCCAACAACAAAAGACCUCCCUCAAGGUGCUCCAGUAGGACCUCAUCAACGAACUCCAAGAAUCCCAAGAACAGAACAGCUAUGGGCGAACCCCCAGUCCUGCCUGAGACAUCACCAUCCGCACAGCAUAUCCAAACCAGAAACCAAAACAAACAGACCCUCAGGUCUAAAACUCCAUCUGCCCUCUGCAUUCACACGGCUGCAGGGAGGAAAGACAGCCUGGACAGUACCACUUCCAAGGGAAUAGGGAAUCAUCACCCAAAGGGGAAACCUGGAGGUUCCAGGCUGUCAGCUAAGUCUAGCCAAGAAGAAAUGGAAGAUGGACAUGGUAAUUCAGAUGAACUAACGGGUAGGCAAUACCGGCCUAUAGUGACCCGAUUGCAUGCAUCUCCUCGAAAGAACGUAAAGGGCAGCUGUGAAGACAUGAAAGAAGCCCAGGAUGUCAUGAGUGCCAAAGAGUCGUUAGCAUCAAGUGGGCAAGAUGUCAAAGCAGAGGGGAAGGCCCUCCAGGAGAAGAAAAACAGCCUAUUAAUACCUCCUAGUAUCAAGGCCAAGUUUGGCACAUCUGUGGUGGAGAAGCUGGUCUCCGAGGAGCAGGCACGUCGUGCUCUCUGUGAAGCUGGGCUGAUCCAGGGGCAGAAGCGCCUCAGUGACUGGCCAUAUAAGACACUAGAGAAUCCUAUGGCAUCGUCACCUUAUGCUGAUUAUUAUGAACUAGGAUACAACUUGAGGUCCAACAUUUUCCAAGGAGGCCCAUUGGAAAGCAGAAGCCUGAUGAAGGAUUCCUAUACCCCAGAUGUAAUAAAGAGGGCAGUUCGGGACCCCAAACAUUGGCAUGGAAGAAAAACUGAUGAUCUAGGGAGGUGGUUCCAGAAAAAUGCGCUAAACCUUAACCUUCAAAAAGCUUUGGAACAAAAAUAUGGGGACAAGAACAAAGGCGGCAAAUCCUAAGAAGGCAUAGAAGAGGGAUGAAGACCUUCUGGAAAAUAUCUGGCUCUCCCUAGCAGUGGAAUAAACCUCCAUCUAGCCUCUA
Lacerta agilis (Sand lizard) is the source of this 1792-nucleotide messenger RNA. RefSeq names its product testis expressed 33 (gene CIMIP4). The transcript is spliced from 6 exons. NCBI's taxonomy places the organism in Eukaryota, Metazoa, Chordata, Lepidosauria, Squamata, Lacertidae. Bases 16 to 1710 code for a protein of 564 amino acids. The record is from RefSeq and is a predicted model, not a curated record.